This is a messenger RNA of Akanthomyces muscarius, 249 nucleotides long. RefSeq lists its product as uncharacterized. Lineage: Eukaryota; Fungi; Ascomycota; Sordariomycetes; Hypocreales; Cordycipitaceae. The transcript is spliced from 3 exons. The record is from RefSeq and is a predicted model, not a curated record. The coding region runs from base 1 to 249 and encodes 82 amino acids.
AUGAUUCACCACGCUGCGCUUGCACUUGAUUCCGUCGCCAUCACUCCAUCCUCGGCCCGCCUCGACAAGGGCCUCCAUCCCACUUACUCCUCUGCCCCAGCAUCUUGCAGCGCCUUGGCGACUGAGCCUCAGGACCCUGUCCUCAAAGACGAAUCGAAGAGCCUCACAGCACCUCGUGGCCAAUCCCUUGUCCCCAGGCUGGCACAGGUUUUCUUGACCGACUCUGUUUUUUUCUUUCAACCAUCAUAA